Papaver somniferum (opium poppy) is the source of this 1836-nucleotide messenger RNA. RefSeq names its product probable E3 ubiquitin-protein ligase WAVH2. Lineage: Eukaryota; Viridiplantae; Streptophyta; Magnoliopsida; Ranunculales; Papaveraceae. The record is from RefSeq and is a predicted model, not a curated record. The transcript has 4 exons. Bases 88 to 1635 code for a protein of 515 amino acids.
CCGGGAUAACAUCAAGUUUUCUUUGUAGUUUCAAAACCCAAACAUAAACUCACAUACACACAAAGAAAAAUCAGUUCUUUCACGAAAAUGUUAAGCGAAUUAUUGGACGAUGAUGAGCUAAUUGAGAAUGAUUUCCAAGAGGAGGAAGAUCCAGAUGUUGAACUAGAUGGCGGAAAAACGGAGGCCAGAAUUGUUAACAAACAGAAGGCACCACUGGAAAAGAGCCCAUUUAAGGUGCUGGUGGAGCUCAAGGGUGUAGGAGCCGACGAGGGCAGAUUAGGCGUGGAUCUUGUGACUAUCUUAGAUAUCAGCAGGAGCAUGAAAGGACCAAAAUUAGCAAAAAUGAAACUAUCCAUGCAAUUCUUGAUCCGGAAACUUAGUCCAGUAGAUCGUUUGUCUGUCGUGGCUUAUAGUAGGAGGGCCAAGAAGUUAUGUCCACUGCGUCAGAUAACCGAAGAAUCUCAAACGGAGAUUGUAGAUCUCGUCAAUGAUUUGGUAGCUAAUUCAACGACAAACACUGAAGCUGGCCUUAGAAUGGCUUUAAACAUACUGAAAGGCCGCAAGCUUACAAAAAACCGCACUGUUGGGAUCAUGCUUAUGACGGAUGGGGUGGAAGAUGCAAAGAGUAAUGCUAGCAGGGUUCCAGUCAGCGAGGUGCCCGUAUACACAUUCGGUUUCGGUAGAGAAUGCGAUCAGGAAAUUUAUGUGGUGCUUAGCGACAUUGCCAAGAAAAGCAAAGGGGGGACUUUCACAGCUGUUCCAGACUUGAAUUAUUUGACGGUUCCAUUCUCUACGUCUUUGGCUGGGCUUCUCAAUGUGUCUAUCGAGGACCUGAAUCUGACGGUGACACCACUGAAUAGUUCUGAACUCAAUAAGGUGGACGCUGGAAAUUACCCACAAACAGAGCAGGCCACUGUAAUGGAUCCUAUAACCGUUACGUACAGGUCAAUAUACGACAGAGAGACCCGUAAGGUCCUAGCAAACCUAACUCUGCCGAAGGUUGAUAAAAGAUUAGGUGUCCAGAUUUUCAAAGUCGGAUUUCGGUACAGGGUUCUUGGGAAGGAUGCAUUUGAUCAUGACGAGAGACUCAUAAACGUGACCCGCACAGAGGAACCAAAUGAAGAAGAGAUACCGGAAGUACAAGCAGAAGAAACACGUAUCAACACUGCAAAUUCGAUGAAAGAAGCCAGAAUAUUGGCUGAAAAAGAAAAGCUGGAGGAGGCUAGGAAAAUGUUGGAAGAUGCCAAUAUAUCACUUCCAGAGAUUGAGGACAUACUUAGAGCUCAGGUGGAGCACCUCCAUUUACUCAUGGCAUCUCAAGAAACCUAUGACAAACAAGGGAGAGCUUUUGCACUUGCCGUUGAGUCUUCUCAUGAAACCCAACGUGCCAAAGCUCUCCCAGAUGGUAUUCCUGGUUUGUACGAGACUCCCCUUAUGGCCGAAUACAAGAAACAAGCUAAGAAUUUUGACUUGGAUCCCGAGGGUUACGUAAUUCCUACAGCGGAGGAAGAUAAGAAAGCUACCGCCACGCCGCCUCCUCCACCACCACCACAACAGGUGGAUCGUGCUAAUAAAAUUCAGGAGAUCCGCGAUUUGGUCACCCUCCCUGCCAAAAAAGUAGAUGAACUAGAGUGAUCAUAUAGACUCCAGCAUCGCCCAACUUAAUAUUUAUGACCUUAAAGCUCUAGCCAUGGACUUGAUUUCUAUAGCUUUCUAUCAAUAAGAUAAGAUACGUGUGUAUUUCAUACUACUACUUCUGUUUCAGUUGCUUUUAUGUUUCACGCCUUUGUGAAAAUUGGUUCGAAGUUUGAAAUAAAUGUGUGUGUUUGUGUGCAA